AUGGCUGAAUACCAGAAUGAGGUCACCUGGAAUGCGAUAACGUCCACAGCAGUCGGUAGUACCAGUGCAGUUCUCUUGUCCACUACAGCAGCAUCAGCAGCACAUAACAAUGGCGAUCUUCGCUGGGGCGCCAUUGCCCUGUCCAUUAUUAUGGGUGCUAUUUCAGUCAUUACUGUCAUUGGCAAUUUGGCCGUUUUAUUCUCCUAUUACAUCGACAAAAAUAUUCGCCAACCAAGCAAUUAUUUUAUCUUUUCGUUGGCUGUUUCAGAUUUGGUUAGUUAA
Gongylonema pulchrum is the source of this 282-nucleotide messenger RNA. Lineage: Eukaryota; Metazoa; Nematoda; Chromadorea; Rhabditida; Gongylonematidae. The record is from the annotation of a GenBank genome assembly.